Salmo salar (Atlantic salmon) is the source of this 5144-nucleotide messenger RNA. RefSeq names its product chloride channel protein 2. The record is from RefSeq and is a predicted model, not a curated record. Gene Ontology annotation, molecular function: voltage-gated chloride channel activity. NCBI's taxonomy places the organism in Eukaryota, Metazoa, Chordata, Actinopteri, Salmoniformes, Salmonidae. Gene Ontology annotation, cellular component: plasma membrane. Gene Ontology annotation, biological process: chloride transport; transmembrane transport.
GUUAUGCAGCACUUUUGAGUUCAUCUCAUGAACGUCAGCAGCUUCACGACACGUUAAUCAGUGUAGUGUUCUAGUCACUAGCAAAUAAGAGAGAGUUUUUGUGUCUCACUCCUACCUCAAAAGAAUUCCUCAUCAUCAUCUCUCGCAUCUCUCUGCGGUAGCGCGAGCCACACAGCGCAGCCAUGGCCAGCGACGAUCAGCGGGGGCUACAUUAUGAACAAACGUUGAUGUAUGGUCGCUACACACAGGAGUUGGGGGCGUAUGCUAAAGAAGAGGCAGCUCGCCUGAGGGAGGAGGGGGUGCGGAGACCCUCGGUCGCAGAACGCUCACGCUCCCUGGAACUCCUGGAGAAUGACAAGGGCUGCUGCGCCAAGUGUCGCAUCUGUACGGUGCGCUGUCAGAAGUUCCUCAUCUCUUGUGUUGGUGAAGACUGGAUCUUCCUCAUCCUCCUGGGUCUAUUCAUGGCUCUGCUCAGCUGGCUGGUCGACUUCGGUAUCGGCAUCUGUCUACAAUCACAGAAGUGGAUGUUUGUGAACCUGGAGAGUAAUGUGUUUCUCCAGUACCUGGCCUGGGUCACCUACCCUGUGGUGCUCAUCACCUUCUCAGCUGGCUUCACACAGAUACUGGCCCCACAGGCCGUAGGUUCAGGUAUCCCAGAGAUUAAGACCAUUCUGAGGGGUGUAGUGCUGAAAGAAUGCCUCACCUUUAAAACCUUUGUGGCCAAAGUCAUCGGCCUCACCUCUGCCCUCGGCAGUGGCAUGCCUCUGGGCAAGGAGAGUCCGUUUGUUCACAUUGCCAGUCUUGGUGCUUCACUUCUCUGCAAGUUCAUGUCUCUGUUUGGAGGAAUCUAUGAGAAUGAGUCGAGGAACAUGGAGCUGUUGUCAGUUGCCUGUGCUGUGGGGGUGAGCUGUGUUUUCGCUGCCCCUGUAGGAGGUUUGCUGUUCAGUAUUGAGGCAAUGUCUACGUUCUUCACUGUGAGGAACUACUGGAGAGGGUUCUUCGCUGCUACCGUCACUGCCUUCAUGUACAGAGUCCUGGCCGUGUGGAACAGAGACGAGGUGACCAUCACAGCUCUGUUGCCAACCAAUUUCCGUCAGGACUUCCCCUUUGACCUCCAGGAGCUCCCAGCCUUCGCUGUCCUUGGUAUUGCCAGUGGUUUUGGCGGAGCGUUGUUUGUCUGCCUGAACAGACAGAUAGUCCAGUUAAUCAGGAACCAGAAGACCAUCAAAAAGUUCCUCAUGAAGAAGCGUCUGCUGUACCCAGCCCUGGUCACUCUGCUUGUGUCUACGCUUACAUUUCCCCCCGGCUUCGGACAGUUCAUGGCAGCCAAGCUGACCCAGAUGGAGUCCCUGGAGACGUUGCUGGACAACCACACGUGGUCCAAGCAGGGCAUACCCGAGGAGUUUGACAGCAACAGCCACUCCCAGGCCUGGAAACACCCCCAGGUCAACGUCUUCGUCACCCUCACCCUCUUUGUUGUCAUGAAGUUCUGGAUGUCUGCUCUGGCCAUGACCAUGCCUGUGCCCUGUGGAGCCUUCAUGCCUGUCUUCGUCAUUGGGGCAGCGUUUGGCCGUCUGGUCGGGGAGAGCAUGGCCGCCUGGUUCCCUGAUGGCGUCCACUCUGAUGGCACCAUCUACCCCAUAGAGCCAGGAGUGUACGCAGCCGUAGGUGCGGCGGCCCUGUCUGGAGCAGUCACUCACACAGUGUCAACUGCAGUUGUUGUGUUUGAGUUGACGGGUCAGAUCAGCCACAUCCUGCCGGUGAUGAUAGCGGUGAUACUGGCCAACGCCGUGGCCCAGUCCCUCCAGCCCUCGCUAUAUGACUCCCUCAUCAUGAUCAAGAAACUACCUUACCUCCCUGAGCUGGGCUGGGGUCACCACGAGAAGUAUAAUAUUUGUGUGGAGGACAUCAUGAUCAGGGAUGUGAUGUACAUCACCCUCAACUGCUGCUACAGAGACCUGCAUGAUGUACUACUGUCUGGACACCUCAAGACCCUAGCCCUGCUCGAGUCCAGUGAGUCGAUGAUCCUGCUGGGUUCUAUUGAGCGUGCCCAGCUCCAGGCCCUCCUGUCCCUACAGCUGGGCCGGCCACGGAGGCUGAAGUACCUGAGAGACCGGGCUGCUGCUGAGAAGCGCCUGUCGGUGGUCUCCCACCCAAGCAGCGAGGACGGCUCCACCAUGGUCAACCAGGAAGUCCACUUCCAGGUCAAUAAGAUCUCCACAGAGGAGUCUUCCUUCAGUUCCACCCCUACCCCCUCCAUGAAGCCACUGAAGCCGGCCCUGAAGAGACCCUCUGUGGUGGACCGCCCUACUGAGAUAUCCAUGCCCACAAGUCCACAGGACCACUCUGGCAGCACCUUAAAGAACCUCUUCCGUGUCAGACCUGAUAAAGAAGGCCUGGAGGAUGACUUGGAUGUGGAUGAUGACAUGACCAUCAGAGAGAUUGCAGAGUGGGAGGAGAAGCAGCUUGACGAGCAGGUGAACUUUGACAACUGCAUGAUCGACCCCGCCCCCAUCCAACUGGUGGAGCGCACCUCACUACAUAAGACCCACACCAUCUUCUCUCUGCUGGGGUUGGACCAUGCCUACGUCACCAGCAUUGGACGACUCAUCGGAGUGGUGUCCCUGAAAGAGCUGCAGAAAGCCAUCGAGGGCUCUGUGGCAGUGAAGGGGGUGAAUGUUCGCCCCCCUCUGGCCAGUUUCCGGGACAGCGGCACCAGUGGCACCAUUAUGAACAACGAGAACAAAGCCAGAGAUCUCCACAAGCUGUGGAACCGGCGAAAGUCGAUGUCCCUCCCCCAGGAGCACCGAGCCUCCGACUCUGACGAGAAGUCCAAGUGAGGUGGACGGGGAUAGGUUAACGGGGAUGGGGACAGGUGGACGAGGAUGCGGACAGGUGGACGGGGAUGGGGACAGGUGACACAGGAAUGGGGACAGGUGUGUUGGCGAGGAGUAGGAGGAGCGUUGACCCCCCCCCAACUCAAAACCACAACCAAUGCUGCAAACUCAUGGCUUGGAUCAAUAUUUAAUUCUGGACUAUAGAGUUCUCUCCUCUUACUCCUCUCCUAACCUUCCUCUCCAUCCCUCUCUCCUUUACCCCUCCUCCCGGUUGGUCUUUGGGCCCUACACUUACUCAGCUCUUAUGGAGGAGGAAUGGACUCACCACAGACUGGACCCUGCUCUCCACUAGGCUUGGGGGGGCCCACAACCGAAUAGAUCUGUGUGUUAGGGAGGGGAGAGGAGGGAUGGACUCACCCUGCGCUUGGCCCAACCAGAACAGAAGAGAUCUGGGUGUUAGGGAGGGGAGAGGAGAGGAGGGAUGGGUUAAGGUGUCACUGCUUAACAAAGGUGGUCAGAGCACAAUGUAUAGAAUAUGCGUGGUUUGACUAUAAAAGGAAUUGCAUUUUUAUACAAAUUUUGCAGACUUGGCUAUUGGUCUGACUUUGAGGGGAAAUUUAAAAAAGAAAAUCCCAUGUGUAGCACCUUCUCAGAAAAUACAGUCUCAAACACACAUGCACAAGUUUUAAUAAGAGCCAGUCUGCACACUCCAAGACAAUGGAGUUUUCUCUAAAAAUAGUUCUUUAUAACCUUGAAGAGAGGAAGAAGGAGAGGGAGAAGAGGGAGAGUGAAAAAGGCUAAAAUAUGACAAUAUGAAAGCGUUUUCUGUUAUCUAAUCUGCUGCGUUAGGGAGUUUUCUUCAAUAGAACCCAGGGUAGCUUUCUGGUUGGCCAACUUCACAUCCCCACUGUAUAUGUCCACUGUCCAGUAACACUACGGUGAUCAGAGUAAGGUCAGACCCAGACCACAUAGAACCAGUUUAAAUAAUGUUGACCAGUAGCCAACUGACUGAAACUAGAUAUCUGAACUAACUGACCAAUGAUCAAACACUACAGCCCAUCCAUACUGACCAAUUAGAAGUCGUCAGCAUUACCGAUCUGUGAUCUAUACAUGACCAAUGAUAAAGCACUACAUUCCUACUACAGUAUGAGUUAUCAAUAGUCCUACUGAUAUAUAGACCUGCCUAGAGGAGGUCUGGUUAGAUGGUUAAGAGUCUGACCUCUGUGGUUUUGAUUUAUUCAUGUAUUUUCCUCAUGACAGUCGCUGGCUUAAUGUGCUGCAUGGUUUCCUUAGUCAUUUGAAUGACUAAGGAAACCACUGCUUGGUGUUGAUUUCUGCCAGCGAUGUAAAGAUGUCUGCUCACAUAUGCAAGCUCAGAUGGUUGUGCUUUUACACAUUCAUAUGCCUUAUUCAGUUCCACAUUGAAUAAAGUACACACACACACACAAGCACACACACACAGUAUUGUACAACCUUGUUGAGACACAAUUCAGUCCCAUUCAAAAUCCUACUUUCCCUAACCUUAACCCUAACCCUAGCUCCAAACCCUAACCUUAACCCGAAAACCUAACCCUAACCCUAGCUCCUAACCCAAAUUCUAACCCUAACACUAAUUCUGACCUUAACCCUAAACCCCCUAGAAAUUGCAUUUGACCUUGUGGGGACCAACUAAAUGUCCCCAGUUGGUCCAAAAAAAUUGGGACAAUUCUUGAGAGGACUUCUGGUCCCCACAAGUAUAGUUAAACAUGUCCACACACACACUGACUGACAUUGGUAUUGCAUAAAUAGGUUUUCAUUUCAGUGGUGAGUUCUUGCCUUGUUCACCGCCACUGAAAAGAAAACACACACACACACAUUAACAUCUUCACAGACUGUCAUGUCCAUCCUGACAUGCAGAGAGAUGCACACAUAUGAGGAGAAGUAUGCUGUUGUGUAUAUCAUUUUAAUGGACAAUAUCAUUAUGAUGAUGGAUAUAUAUUUUUUAAGGUUUUUAUUCUUGUUUAUUUUGUAUCUUUUCUCAUUGAAUGAAUUUUGAUCUAGGUUUGAUUGGCAUCAUUCAUUCAUCCAAUGAGCUUUAAUCAUGGCUUAUUUUGGGAAAGGGGCAGUGGUGUAAAGUACUUAAGUAAAAAUACUUUAAAGUACUACUUAAGUAGUUGUUUUGGGUAUUUGUACUUUACUAUUUAUAUUUUACUUUUACUUCACUACAUUCUUAAAGAAAAUGAUAUACUUUUUACUCCAUACAUUUUCCCUGACACCCAAAAGUGCUCAUUACAUUUUGAAUGCUUAGCAGGACAGGAACAUUGUCAA